Molecule: messenger RNA, 1350 nt
Organism: Rhodotorula toruloides NP11
Lineage: Eukaryota; Fungi; Basidiomycota; Microbotryomycetes; Sporidiobolales; Sporidiobolaceae
Product: E3 ubiquitin-protein ligase UBR7
Exons: 4
Coding region: 1-1350 (449 amino acids)
Cellular component (GO): cytoplasm
Molecular function (GO): ubiquitin protein ligase activity; zinc ion binding
Source: RefSeq, a predicted model, not a curated record
AUGCUCAACCGCGAGGCACUCCUCUUCUCGCCGACGCGCGAGGGCGUGCCCUCGAGCGACGACUUUGUUGCGGACGACUUGAUCGGCGCGCAGGAGGCCUUGGAGGCGGAAGCGCGGGAGAUCAUGCCGUACAAGUUCGACGCCUGCACCUACGACCUCGGCUACAUCAAGCAGCCGCUCUUCGCCUGCAAAACUUGCCUCAACGACCGAGCAGUCUGCGCAGCGUGCUCCAUCGCAUGCCAUGGCGACCACUCUCUCGUCGAACUCUUCAACCGCCGCGACUUUCGCUGCGACUGCGGCACAGAGGCGAUGGGAGCGGGCUCCUUCUGCUCCAUCUCGCACCGGAACGACGCACCAGCCAAUACUCGCAACCGAUACGACAAAAACUUCAAGGGCGUCUUCUGCUUCUGCGGCAGACCUUACGACCCCCACACUGAAGUCGAGGACAUGCUGCAGUGCUUGGUCUGCGAAGACUGGCUGCACGAGUCCUGCGUCUUUGGCACGUCCGACUCCGAGCCGCCGCUCCCGCAGGACGAGUUUGACACGAUGGUGUGCCAGCGGUGUAUGCGCGGGAACAGCGAGGUCAGGCGGAUACUCGAGCGGUAUGCAGGUGUGAAAGGAACGGGCGUCAUGCUCGUCGCGCCUGAUGGGACGGUAACGGGGCGACUUGCGUCAGACUCGAAGGUGGCCGAGGCUGAUGAGGCCGAAGGAGACGCUGUGGACGGCCAGGCGAACGCCAAUGACGAGCCAGCUGCUGAGAAGCGGAGGGCAGAUGCCGAUGACGGCGUGGAGGAGCGGCCAGCGAAGAAGGCCAAGGUCGACUCUUCGCCUCAGCCCGCUUCGAAUCCCAAACAAGCUCGUCCCGAUCCGGCGACAUCUGACGCGCACGAGUCGUCGGUUCGCCAGACGACCGAAAUGCCGCCUGCGAGCGCCCAGCCCAGCGAGUGUCAAGCGCCUCCCCUCGUCCCGCCAGGAGAAACGCCGCUCGCCAAACUCGAAGCAGCCGGCGGUCGCUCAAACGUCUUUCUCGCCGACAAUUUCACGUCGACCUGGUGCCGGUGCCGACAGUGCCUACCCUCCUUCGUCAACUUCCCCUACUUGCUCGACGAAGAGGACGUAUACGAGCCGCCUGAAGAUCCGGACGCUCAGAAAUCCACGUUCGACCUCGGAAUGGACCACCUCCUCAACCGCAUGCCUCGCGGCCAGGCCAUCGACUCGAUUCAGGCUUUCACGACACUCAGUGACCGCCUGAAGGAAUACCUCCGCCCUCUCGCCACGUCUGGUACGACCAUCACCAAGGACCACAUCGAGGGCUUUUUCGAGGCGGAGCGGGAGCGCCGUCAGGCUUGA